ACAGAGCACAGGCAGCAGCAUCGCUGGAUUUAGCUGGUGCCCGGUGUGUGGAAGUUGCAUGCUGCCGCUGAGCGCCUCCAGAGCCCACCUUGCUCCAAGUGCUAUGUCUGCUGCCCAGCUUGCUGAGGUCUUCUGCCAGCUGAACGUGGCACUCAGGAACUGCUGAGCCCUUGGAUUGAGCUGUACCCAGAAUAUAAAAGCGGGACUGCGCCCUUCUAGGCGGUCAGUCCGGGUCUCCUGCCGCUGUUGACCUGGGCUCCAGUGCGUCAAAGACGCGUAUUUGCGCACCGUCCUCCUCCGCAGCUUGCUCCAUCACAGCCUGGUGCCAGCUCCUCUGCCCGGCUCCCAGAUGCUGAACAUGAGCGCAGAGCAGGACCAGGCUCCCGAGGCUCCCUGCAGCCCAGCGGGCACCGCCAGCUCCAUGUCUCACGUUUCGGACUCCGACUCGGACUCUCCGCUGUCCCCGGCCGGCUCGGAGGGGCCAGGCUCCCACAGGUCCUCCGGCAUUUCUCCUCUGUCCAAGAGCGACCCCGAGGGACCCCUGGAUGAGCGCUUCCCAGCCUGUAUCCGGGAGGCAGUGUCCCAGGUGCUGAAAGGCUACGACUGGAGUUUGGUGCCCAUGCCCGUCCGGGGAUCCGGCUCCCUCAAAGCCAAGCCCCAUGUCAAGCGACCUAUGAACGCGUUCAUGGUGUGGGCACAGGCGGCCCGGAGGAAGCUGGCAGACCAGUACCCACAUUUACACAACGCCGAGCUCAGCAAGACCCUGGGCAAACUCUGGCGUUUGCUGAGUGAAAACGAGAAACGUCCCUUCGUUGAGGAGGCCGAGAGGCUCCGAGUGCAGCACAAGAAGGAUCACCCUGAUUACAAAUAUCAGCCACGCAGGAGGAAGAGCGUGAAAGCCGGGCACAGUGACUCCGACUCAGGGGCUGAGCUGGGGCAUCACCCUGGUUCUCAGAUGUAUAAGUCCGAAUCUGCAGUGGGAGGAAUGGGAGACGGCCAUCUUCAUGGAGAGCACACAGGUCAAAAUCAUGGACCUCCAACUCCUCCAACUACUCCCAAAACUGACCUGCACCAUGGUGGGAAACAAGAACUGAAGCAUGAAGGAAGGAGGAUGAUGGACAGUGGGCGGCAGAACAUCGAUUUCAGCAAUGUGGACAUUAGUGAACUGAGCAGCGAAGUCAUUAACAACAUUGAGGCCUUUGAUGUCCAUGAAUUUGACCAGUACUUGCCGCUAAAUGGCCAUGUAGCUAUUGCAGCUGAUCAUGGCCCGAAUUCCACAGCACCACCUUAUGCAGCACCCUAUACACACCCAGCGGGGAACACACAAGCUUCUGUUUGGACUCAUAAGAGUCCACCAACAUCAUCUUCCUCUUCUGAGUCAGGCCAGCAGAGGACCCAUAUUAAGACAGAGCAGCUGAGUCCCAGUCAUUAUAGAGACCAAUCCCACGGAUCACCUCCACAUUCUGACUUCAACUCCUACAGCGCCCAGGCUUGUGCCACAACUGUGCCUAGUUCUACAGUACCCACCUCUUUUCCUAGCUCUCAGUGUGACUACACAGACCUACCCAGCUCGAAUUACUACAAUCCCUACUCCAGUUAUCCAUCCAGUCUCUACCAAUACCCUUAUUUCCAUUCCUCCCGCCGCCCCUAUGCCACACCUAUCCUCAAUAGUUUAUCCAUUCCACCUUCUCACAGUCCCAACUCCAACUGGGACCAGCCGGUCUACACAACCCUGACAAGGCCUUAAAUGCAUUUUCAUUUUUGGAACUUUUUUGGAACUAAGGACUUUUAUUCUACAGUUACGGCUAGCUGUCGUUAAGUCUUCCAAGACACGUGCACUAAAGACAGAAUGUACUGGUGGGAGGCGCAAUGCCAGCUUCAUUUAUAAGUGCCUGCUGAUAAACCGAGAAUAUUUCUCUUACAUUUAAAAAAGCAUUUCCUUCAGACUUUUUCAGAAAGCCAAUUGUGAAACAAAAAAUUGCUGAAAAAGGUUAUUUUACUUUUCUGAACUGUGACAUGACAUAGAGUAAAGGAUGGACCUCCAGUUUCCCAAUAAGGACUGAGUUUCACUGGGAACUAUUGGGAGGUGUAUUAGGUUUUGAAGUUUACUGCAAUCUGAAAUACAGACCAACCCUUGCGAACCAAUUCUAACAAAAUGCGUUUCAUUGUAAAGGUUAAUCGUGGGGGUAGAGCACCAGUUUUUGAUCAACCUGUCAAAGUUGUCUUGUUCUUCUUCAUCUCUGCAGCUGAUACAGCAGCAUUAUUUCAUUCUGAAUAUCUUACACGCCAGCAGAAUUACACAUUUUGGAAAACCAUUCCACAUGAACAUUACCGUAUCAAUCGAUUUUGCCUCAUUUGCCUGUUCAUCGUGAUGGAAGAAAAACCCAGUUUAACGUUAUCACUUCAUCAUGUCUCAGGCUUGGACUACAAAGUAUCUAUUUCAGUGGAUUGUUAAGCAAUGUUUGGCUGUAAUUAACUUUUUUUUUUUUUAAUGUUCGUAUAGUUCUGAGAUCUGUUAAAUAUAUAAAUAUAUAUAUAUAUAAAUAUAUUUAUGUGCCAUAUAUUAUAAGUGAUUAAUGACUUUAUUCCUUGAAAAAGUACAAUAAUGGGGAGAAAAACAAUUAGUUUGAGUAGAGAAAAUGAAGGGAAUAUGUUGGAACAGGCUAAUGAAAAAGGUCAGGCCGAAUACAGAAAAUGAAAAGUGUGACCGAAAGUUAUUUAAUUAUGUCAGACCAGCAUACAUAUAAAAUAUUAACUGGUUGGUUAUACAUUUUUGGAAAUGUAUAUAUUGAAUCAGUAAUUAUUUGUUAAUACCAAUAAACUUGUUAUAAUGAUUUAUAAUGAUGCUGUUUCAGGUAAUUUACCAGGGACCAGACUCUUCCGACCAAGUUAAGACACUAAAAACCUCUUCCAUAAUUUUUUUUUUAACUUAGGAUUUGAGUAAAAAAUACAUAUAUUUUUUUGUUAUUGUUAUCUGUUCCAUUGUUCCCUUUCAUUGUAUGCUGAGCAUAUAAUUUUUAUUUUAUGGUAACAUGUGCCUUUUUUUUAAGAUAUUGAAAAAAUGUAAAUUUGAA
Molecule: messenger RNA, 3074 nt
Organism: Pseudophryne corroboree (corroboree frog)
Lineage: Eukaryota; Metazoa; Chordata; Amphibia; Anura; Myobatrachidae
Gene: SOX8
Product: SRY-box transcription factor 8
Exons: 3
Coding region: 350-1747 (465 amino acids)
Biological process (GO): morphogenesis of an epithelium; negative regulation of transcription by RNA polymerase II; enteric nervous system development
Cellular component (GO): nucleus
Molecular function (GO): DNA-binding transcription factor activity, RNA polymerase II-specific; RNA polymerase II cis-regulatory region sequence-specific DNA binding
Source: RefSeq, a predicted model, not a curated record